UUUCGCAUCGCCGAGGCUCUGGGUACGGAUUCCUCACAGGAUCAGCGGCGUCUGGCAGCUUGGGCCAGAUAUCAUUAGGGGCCCGCUGCAAUCCGUUCGCCCUGCGCAUGCCCCUUAGCCAUCAUCACCACACCGCAAUCCUCACAUCUUCCAACGAUGUUGUCCGCGUCCUCGGCUCCUCUUGUAAAGAGAACUAUUGAGACAACCCAUAAACGACAUCAGAAGUUCUACUUCAAGGACGGAAAUGUCAUCUUCCUGGUCGAAGACACGUUUUACAACGUUCAUCGAUAUUUCCUUGAGCGUGACUCCAAGCUAUUCCAGGACCUGUUCUCGCUGCCGCAAAAGCAAUCGGCAGAGGGCUUGUCCGAUGAUAACCCCAUCCGUCUAGUAUGCACGAAGAGCAUCGACAUGGAGCGUUUCCUGUCAGUGCUGUACCCAAGACGUAUUGGGAAAUACGACCUUGAGACGACGGAAGAAUGGGUAUCCGUACUGGAGUUCGCUUACAAGUGGCAGUUUGAUGCAGUCUGCCAGCUGGUGAGGGAGCGUCUCCCAGAGGUCGCCACACUCGUCGAACAGAUUGUCCUUGCUCGGCAGUACAACCUCCCUGACCUCUUAUUAAAUGCCCGUGUCAAGAUUUGCGAGCGCGAAGAAGCACUGUCCCUCCAUGAGGGAAGGCAGCUGGGCAUCGACGAGUGUAUUGUUAUCAAUCAAGUCCGUCAGGAGGCCCGCAGCAACCACUACGCGACAAGUGCCAUGAAGUUCGACGAGUGGGAUAGGAGGAUGUUGCAGAAGAUGUUCCAGACACCAGACGAACGAUAGCGGGCAGCAUACAGGAUAAUACAAUCGCUCUUCGGGAUAUGUACAAGGCUAUAUUGAUUGGGACAUUUGUUAGGUCUGGUUACAUCGCAUUGCAGGUUCACAU
Laetiporus sulphureus 93-53 is the source of this 922-nucleotide messenger RNA. RefSeq lists its product as uncharacterized. Gene Ontology annotation, molecular function: protein binding. The record is from RefSeq and is a predicted model, not a curated record. The coding region runs from base 157 to 819 and encodes 220 amino acids. NCBI's taxonomy places the organism in Eukaryota, Fungi, Basidiomycota, Agaricomycetes, Polyporales, Laetiporaceae. The transcript has 3 exons.